GGCUGCGACGGGCAGCCCUGCAUUGGGUCUUGGUAGGUGGCUGGCUAUGAGCCGACGACGGGACGGGGUAGGUCGUAUUCUGCAUUAUUACCAGCCCAGUACUGUACCAGCUUUCCCAACCAGCAGGCCGAAUGGGACGACGACGACGACGACGACCCUAGGAUUAUCCAGCCAGCCAGUGUAGGUAGCGGAGCCGUGCCGAGGGUGCCGGGGAGAGCAUAGUCAGUGUUACUUUGGGCUCGGCCUAGGCUACCUGGGCUAACUCGCAGGGGGCGCUGACUGGUGAAUUGCUUUUGAUGGCGCCCGCUGGACGACCUGUGGUGGCAGGGCUGUGACUUCAACCGUCGUCCUCUCUUCUCGUCGGCUCCAAAUUAACAUGUCUGCAUUGUGCACAUCUCCUCUGGUCAUGCUGUGCCCUCCUCGCUCCGCCUGCUGCUGACCCUACCGCUGCGCUGCCUGCUCCGAUUCCGUUAUGGGGGAGGAUGGCCCUCUCGGCACUGCAACAGAAUGACGCCUACCCAGGGCCCCCGGGCUCCCCUGUUGACCGUCUGCGCGACGACGUGCUGCCCGGCGCCGAAUCCCCAAAGAGACGCGCCGACUCCCCACGACGUCUGCGACGAGUAAAAGACUCCAAAGAGCAACUCAACAGGAGGACGCGGGCGCGCGCGACCAGCAACGCCACCAUCGAAACCUCGACGAGCAACUCGACCUCGGCUGGCCGCUCCUACACCGUCGCGAACGUGCACAACGGCGUCAUUUACCUGAGGCCUGUUGUUCGCGCUGGACACCAACGCACCCGCCCCCAGCCAGAUCCCUUCGUCUUCCCUCCCCAGACGCCCCCCGACAGCGCCACGCUCGACUCCAAGAAGCUGCGCCCAACGAGCAAUGACUGGGAGCAGAGCUUGUACGGCUCGAGGACACCGCGCUCCGAGCCCACACCACCGCUGCUAGACGCAAGGGCAGACAAUGCGUCGCAGCUGCAGCCACCGGCAGAAAUCACUACUGGCUUGCGUCCAGUCGCGCGCUCGCAUUCAUUCUCCACGGCCGACGAGCACACGGCUACGUCGCUCAGCAACGAGCCGGGCACCUUCAAGGUGGUGAUUGAGCGGCCUCCUUUUGGUGGCCGGCCCAAGACAGCAGACACUGGCUCGUUGCCUCUGCUGCAAGUGCCAAUUCCGCAUUACCGCUUGGGCACGCCGCGUUUCAGUACACGAGGAACUGCCGACCUACGCAGCUCCGUCUACACGCGAACCUCUGGCACAGACGACUUUGCCAAUUCCCUGUUGACGCCACAGCGCGCGGGCACCCACUCGUUCUUGUCCUCGCGCCCCCGUUCCGACGCCUAUUCGCCUAUCCCGCAUCGCUAUCGCGCCACCAUGGACCGUCCGCCUCUCCCUACUUCGGCACCAUCUUCCGCUCGGGUAUCGCACGCUCCAAUUGGCCCCAGGCUGUACGAUGCUUUGACUGUCAACCCAGAUGACCGCGCUGUUGUACGCUUUUCCACGACUGGCGAGAUUCUUGCCGCCACACCAUCACGACUUGUUGCUCACAUUACGUCUCCCAGCUUCCUCGACUAUGAACUACUCUCCGACUUCUUCCUCACUUUCCGCGCAUUCUUAAGCACAAAGGACCUGGUAGCCUAUCUCAUUUCUCGGCUGCGAUGGGCCGUGGAUAGACAAGACGACUUUGGCCGCAUUGUCCGAGUACGGACCUUCGUAGCCCUUCGACAUUGGAUCCUGAACUACUUCGUGGACGACUUUGUGCCUGUUUACAAGUUGCGAUCUUACUUUUGUGAACUUGUCAACAGCCUUCAUAGUGAUCUCCGCGCUCGUGAAGAUGGAGGAGGGGGCGAUAUUAAGAUUGUUGGCGAGUUGAAGAAGUGCUGGCGGCGCACUUGCGCACAGUAUUGGGAGAUGGAGGAUGAGAUUGGACAAGACUUUGCAGACGAUGAAUUACUUCCCGGUGGACAGACAGGCUCGCAGGACUCGAUUGAAGAAAUCCCGUACAUAGCAGCCACGCCUAUCACGCCUAAGCGACAAACAGCACGCGAUACCAAGGAGACUAUAGGUUCCAAUCCGAGCGAUCAGUUCGCGACUCGACACUUGGAAUGGGCCCAAAAAGCUCGCCAUACUCCCCAGAACUCAGUAAGCGUACCAUAUGUACCCUCGCAAGAGUACGAUAUUGUCCAAGUGCCAUUGUCGCCUGCCAGCGAACAGAGUAUGCAUGUCCUUUCAUGCUCUCUUCCUAUGCGGGGCCUGAACAAGACGGAACAAGCCAUUGAUCUCCCGCUAUAUCCUCACCCAGUUCCUGUGGCCACCGCCCGUUCGAUACCUAGUCCACAACGAGUCAUGUCCGCUAAGAUAGCCAGUCGCCCAUCACAUGCUCAUAAGCGCAGCGGCAGCUUCUCCGAUGCUCUGAGGGAUAGCAGAGCGCCACUCUCUAUUCCCAAGACGGUUUCUACGGAUCUUGCCAUGUCUGCAGUAUCGAACAUGCCUGGGAGCUUGGUCCGUGGCGGCCUUUUCCAGCCAGGAUCUCCAUACUUUGAAGUCAAAGGCGUGCGUUAUACACGUUCGCAACUGCUACAGGAGGCUGAAGAGGCGUACGGAAAUGACUUGCAGAGGCCAGGGCAUGCAAGUAGCCCAGGAAUGAAGAAGAUUCUUGGUACUGUACGCCGGGCACUAAGCACCCGACAGUCACCUGGAGCAAGUCCUCAGCUUGGGGGACUUCGACAGCCCCCACCUACUCGUUCUUCCAAUCCAGGCACUAUAUCAACAGCUGCUGGAGGAGUACAAAAACGACGUACUGCUCGGCCCAAGCCAGAGGUUCGCAUUGACCUCUUAGCUUCCGUAGUGGGAGAAAGUUUCAAAGAAGCUGUGAAAGAACAAUUAGAGCGUGAACAGCAGCCAUCUCAAGACGAGGAUCCUCCUGAGCUGGGAGGAUUCGAGUUCGAGUUUGACAAGCGUCGAGCACCAUCCUCAGAUGAACAAAAGUCUUCCAACAACGUUGACCCUCGCGUAUAUAGUAACAUUACUAGCGGCAGCAAGUCGAUCUUAAUCAUAGACGAUACCGGAGCGCCCCCCCUUCCUGUAAUGUCUGGAGCUUUGCCCGCGGACAUUGAUGCGGCAACGGUGAGCACCAUGCCGCUAUACGAUCACCAAAGGCAAGCGUCGAUCGACGAACGACUAGCUGAAGGCAGUAUACCUAUAGCCCGGCAUUCGGAGCUAUACGAUGAUCUAGAGUCACACACAUUCAAGCAGGAGCAGCGCAUUUCACGACCCUCGCUACAGCGUCCUGCGGCAAGACAAAGGAGAUCCAUGUCAGAGGGUCGUGAGCAAAUGCAUUCCUUCAGGCGUCGUGGAUCUAACAAGACUUCAAUUGCGCGCUCUAUUUCGUUGCGGCGGCAUGCGUCCUAUAACAGCGGCCUAAGCCGACGCCGGGGCCCUGCGAGUGUUGCUACCUUCCAAACUAUGUCGUCAGACAACGAUCCGUUCUUCCUUGAUCGCCAGCUGGCGAACGAGACAGCCGGGCCUGCACGCCAGCUUCGUCGACGACCAGGCGGAGAUCUCCGCGCUGCGGACAAUAUACAUGAUCUUGAAACCACGCAGCGCCCACACUCCACUGGCUCUGUUUCCAAUCGUACCCAUUCGAUCGCCAAUUCGGUCAUCCUGCGUUCUGACCGUUAUGUCGAACCUGGGAACAAGACAAGCCGCCAAGUCGAAGAGGCGGUCGACCCAGUGGUCACUAAAAAACGCAUAUCCAUGGUCGAUACACAUUCCUCGCAACCCAACUUGAGGCCGUCUUUUGAGGCCGAGGUGGCAAAGCUUGCGGCUCUGCCAGAUGAUAUAGACGACGACGGGGGCAUUGAGUCCGCUCUGAUGAAACUCGAAGGCCGCUACGAAAAGAAAUCUCCUAGCUUACCCUCCGAGCGAAGCUCAGUCGACUUGGAAGUCUAUCAACCAUCUGGCACUCCUGUGAAUGUUUCUCAGUCCGCUCCCUCUGAUGAAGAGGCAUGUUCUGAGACCAACGACGUCUUCCACCGGCCGACCACGCCCUCUGAAGCGGAUGGCCAAGGCAUGUAUCGACACUCUGCAGAGAAUUUCACACGCCGUGUACCAGCCGGGACCUCCGUUGGAGAGUCAACAGAUUCUUAUUCCUCGAUACCUCUUUUAGAUCGCGCUCUCAGCGAGUUCACAGCUUCACCCCGCGCCCGUACCUUGGAAACGAUAAGAUCAUCAGCGAAGCCUUCGCCCCUGAAACACACUGGUACAACACCACAAGCGGCGCAAGCUCCUACGGUCUCUUCGUCGGGAAACUCAUCAAUUGAGUACGUUACCGAAACAGAAAGUAUGAAACGAAUACCACAUGGUGGAACCCUACCCGUGUCCUCUGUACCUCGCCAGUCAUUCCUUCUAGAUGAUGGUGAAGAUCUCAGCGAUAUGGAUUCUACAACGGGUGCCAGGUCAGAUCAGACGAGCCAUGGUGUGAGGAGUUUCUUCGACGAUGAAUUAGUGACGCCAGACCAUGAAACGGACGGCCUUCCAACACACCCAAUGCGCCAUCCUCCCACGCCUCCUCCCUCUGGACAUCGGCUGAAGGAAACCCUGCCCAAUCCGACAGUCUUCGAGCGAGGUUUAGCAACGCCCAGUCUCACUCCCACCGCCUCCCGACCUAACAACCUGGCAUUUACGCAGUCUGGUCAGCUGGUAGAUUCGCCCAUUGAGCCGCAUGAGUCGCAUGAGAGAUCAUCCACGUUAACUACGCAUUUACCUUUUGUUCUUGCAUAUGACUCGGAGGUUCUUGCUCAACAGUUCACCAUUGUUGAGAAGGAUGCUCUGGAUGAAAUUGACUGGAAAGAGCUCAUCGAGCUGCGGUGGAAGCAGUCUUCCCCACAGAUCCGUGAUUGGGUACAGUACCUCCGAACGCAAGAAGCUCGUGGCGUUGAUGUUGUCAUCGCACGUUUCAACCUAGUCGUCAAAUGGGUGGUAUCGGAAUGCAUUCUCACAGAGAGUGUCGAAGAAAGGGCUCGGUGUAUUGUGAAGUAUAUUCACAUUGCGACACAUGCACGCAAGCUUCGCAACUACGCCACCAUGUACCAGAUUGCCAUUGCUCUAAUUUCGAACGAUGUCUCCCGACUCAAAAAGACGUGGGCUCUAGUUCCCGCAUCCGAAUUACUCAUCAUGCAGGAGCUAGAAGCUCUGGUGCAGCCUCUCAAAAACUUCCACAACCUACGCCUUGAGAUGGAGACGGUUACCGUGGACGACGGCUGUAUCCCCUUCAUCGGCAUCUAUACCCGCGAUCUCAUAUACAACGCCCAAAAGCCUGCUUUCAUCGACGCCCCUCCCGUAGACGGCGAACGACUUGUAAAUUUCGAACGACAUCACACGGCCGCUACCAUUGUCAAAAACCUCCUCCGCCUCCUUGAGGCCAGUUCAAAGUACUCAUUCAAAGUCGAGCCGACCAUUCUCAGCAAAUGUCUCUGGCUUGCUGCGCUCGGGGAUGACGAGAUCACCAGGCGCAGUCGCCAAAGUGAAUGAAGGAAGACGGAGUGAGCUUUCCUUAUUUUGUGCCGGCGUACAGGCGGCCGACCUUCUCUAACGGAUCCAACCCCUUUCCUAUCUCCUUGUUAAUACCCACCUGAGCGUCAUCAGCGCUGCAUCAGCCCGACAUGAGUCCACGACUGCGUCUUUCUCCUUUUUCAUUUUGCACAUAAUUAUUCUUUGCGCCUACUCGGGGCCCAUUGUCCCUCGUUAUAAGAUAUAAUAGCUCACGCUUGAAGAUGCUGACUUGGUCGUAUUGUUGGUUCAAGCGACCUUUACACGAGUCAAGGAUGUUGAUGUACAUGACGGAGGCUCGUUGUUGAUACAUGUAAAGAAAUCGAGAGGACAGUGUGGCUUCAUUAGUCACCGGCUUCAAACCAACGUAAUGUUGUUGUUACACAC
Cucurbitaria berberidis CBS 394.84 is the source of this 5939-nucleotide messenger RNA. RefSeq names its product ras GEF. The transcript has 3 exons. Bases 483 to 5534 code for a protein of 1683 amino acids. Lineage: Eukaryota; Fungi; Ascomycota; Dothideomycetes; Pleosporales; Cucurbitariaceae. Gene Ontology annotation, biological process: positive regulation of GTPase activity; Ras protein signal transduction. Gene Ontology annotation, cellular component: plasma membrane. The record is from RefSeq and is a predicted model, not a curated record. Gene Ontology annotation, molecular function: guanyl-nucleotide exchange factor activity.